AUGGACCCCCACAUGGACUUUUGGAAAUGUCGACUUUCCUGCUUCCUGCUCUUUGCUUGGUCUUUUUACUGUGGGCUGUGUGUGGAGGUGACUGUGCCACGCGAUCCUGUAAUGCAGCAGAAAGGUUCACAUGUGGAACUUCCUUGUCACUAUAAAACAUCUGUUGGCAAAGACUUUGUUUUGGAAUGGAGGUUUGCCGGUGGUUCAAAGGCCCCUGAUGCUGGAACACAGAUUCUGUAUUUUGCAAAUAAUAUGCUCUACAAACCAAGCGGGCAGGCUGACCGGCUAAGCCUCCUUCAUGAAAUUCCCACGCUGGGAGAUGCUUCCAUCCGGCUGAACAACAUUCGUGCAUCGGACGCUGGCACUUACAUCUGCGAAGUGAAUAACCCGCCAGAUUUUGAUGGCACUGGCACUGGGCUUGUGCAUCUCGUCGUUUUAAUGCCACCAUCCACACCGGUCUGUAAAGGGUCUACCUCUUCACCUAUUGGAUCAGAUGUCACCUUUUCCUGCAGUUCUUCUGAAGGUGUGCCUACCCCGAUUUAUUCUUGGACUCUGCUGGAUUCUAAACAGCCACUUCCAAUUUCCCACAUGGUGCAAAACCAAGAAAAGGGAACUCUCGUAUUGACCAACCUCACACUUCAGUUGUCCGGUACCUACCGCUGCACUGCCACCAAUGAGUUUGGACACCAGAGUUGCCAAAUCUCCCUCCAUGUGACAGGCAUUUCAAAAGCUGGGGCAGUUGCAGGUGCCCUUAUUGGGGCCAUCUUAGCCCUAUUCCUGCUUGGAGCCAUUGUCCUCUACGUCUUGCGCUACAAGAGAAAUAAGAUGGCUAAGAGGAAGCCUCAGUCUGAGUACAGUGGAAAUGAAAUAAGACAGGAUGUGGUGGUAGCACCUGUGAAGAACUUGGAUAUCAGCAGAUCAGUAGGAAGUAUGGAGAAUGCUGCAUAG
Messenger RNA from Ahaetulla prasina, 948 nucleotides. RefSeq names its product V-set and immunoglobulin domain containing 2 (gene VSIG2). The record is from RefSeq and is a predicted model, not a curated record. NCBI's taxonomy places the organism in Eukaryota, Metazoa, Chordata, Lepidosauria, Squamata, Colubridae. The transcript has 7 exons. Bases 1 to 948 code for a protein of 315 amino acids.